Cydia strobilella is the source of this 2446-nucleotide messenger RNA. RefSeq lists its product as uncharacterized. The transcript has 2 exons. The record is from RefSeq and is a predicted model, not a curated record. Bases 14 to 2446 code for a protein of 810 amino acids. Lineage: Eukaryota; Metazoa; Arthropoda; Insecta; Lepidoptera; Tortricidae.
CUAAUAUUUGAAAAUGGAUACAUUUAGUACAGAAAUCAUUAGCCAAAGCUAUUCUAGUCUUUCCGGCCAUAACAAGUAUGAAUUUAAUAGAAUAGAUUAUUAUAGUAUUACUAAAAACAAUAGCAGCGAAGCCGAAGUAUUGAACGAAAAAUAUACGAAUUCCAAAAACGCAUCUAGUCCCACUAUCGGACAACUAAGUGCACAAGUUAUGAAUCUACCAUACAAUGAUUACGAAAAAGUUAAUACAGAAGAAGCAUUUGAAAGCUCUAAUAAAUUUUCCUUAAGAGAAUACGAUAUCUUAAAACGAAUAAAAGAAGCAUAUGACGCUUGUUCUUGCAAGAUUUGCAGGUGUCUUAUGGGGCCAACGAUAGCACCUCGUGACGAAUAUUGUGAUUGUGAACCUUGCAAAUGUCAAGACUGCACACUGAAUAACCUAAGGUUCAAUACUAUUAACGUACAGUCUCGUUCAGGAAAUGAGUUUCUCUAUAGAGAUAACGUAAAAGAAACAACUUGCGAUUGCACGCCUUGUCACUGUAUGGAAUGUAUUCAAAAUUGUAGUUUUAGAGGUAAACCUGUUAAAUGUGUUGGGAAUAACAUGGACGCAGCAAGGAAUGAGAUAAAGAAUUCAACUGCGAAAAUAAACAGUCUUCAAAAAAAAUAUCCAACGCAUGACAUACCUUUUGGAACCAAUAUACUUUUGGGUCGUCCUAUAACCACAAAUAAAGCUUAUUCAAAUAAGAAAUGUGCGUGCAGUAAAUGCGAAUGCAUCAUAUGCGAAUCCCAAGGAAAUGCUUUGACUUGUUAUUCGUCGUUGCGGUAUGGAGAUAUUAAACCAUUCCAAAAGUUAACAUGUCCUGAAUUCAGUAAAUGUGCAACGUGUAAAACUCAACAUACCUCAGAUUCAAUUGAUUAUACGAAUUGUGAAUGUGAUAUGUGUAAUUUUGCACAAUGUGUACGAAACUCUGAAGCUCAAAACGAUUUAUACAAACUAAAUCCGGAUAUCAAUCAUGGAGGCUCAAACAAACCCUCUAUAGAGCAAAAAAACCCAACAUAUAAAUGCAAUGAAUACGCACAUGAUAAAUUCAGACGUGGCAAUAUAUUUUACGUGAACAAUGUGAGAACAUACGAUCCAAAUAAGAUAAUAUUACGGCCGGAACAACCUAGAAUAAAAGAAAAUACAGUUGCCGGCUUACCUGUUCCUAAGGAUAGUAACCAAAAUUCAAAGAACAAUAUUAAGGAAAAUCAAAGGAAAUCGAUUCAGUUUGAUAAGUAUAAGACUGUGUUAACUGCUGUUAUCAAUACAAAUGCCCUUGCACCCAAAAACUCACUUAACAAUAUUUCAGCAGUUUUUUAUCCUCGUUUAAAUAAACUUGGAGAUUUUUUACCAAUGAAAAAUGUACACAAGACAAGUUCAUAUUCAUUUUCAUCGGGAUUCAGCUCUACACGGAUAAUCACAGAAUCGUCGGUAUUAUCAUAUCAAAACAAAGGAUGCAGCAAACGUACUAUUUCCUUACCUGAUACAAAUAUUUUUGACAAUCUUACGAAAAAUGGUUCAAAAUCCAAUAUUACUGAAGUUCGGAAAUAUGUUAUAUCUAAUUAUACGAAUCAGCAUAACAUUUACCAUUGCUCUAAUAUCGAAUCUGAUUUUAAUAAAAUCAAUAGUGUUGGUGUCAAGACUGUCAAGUUAGUACGUGAGCGACAACAUAAAUAUCCAAAUGAUAUCGAAAACAGAGUUGCUGGUGACGUCUUAUUUGAUCAUUUAAACCAAUUUUUUACAAAAAGAUGUAACGUUGAGCAAACUAAUACAGUCAAUUAUAAUAGUAUACAUAAAACAGUGCUAAAUACUAAGCAAUUUAGUAUUAAUUUGACUAAGAUUUUACAUAAGUACGAAAAAGCGAAUUUGGAAUUUAAAAGCGUUUCUAAAAAACUGAAAAAGUCGCUGUAUAUGAUUUUAAAUGGUUUGAGCAGUAGUAAAUGUGACUCUACUAUAAAGCAAACAGCGGUUAUUGAAGAAAAAAAUGGGGUAGCAAACGCGAGUACACAAAACGAUUCAGACUCAGACUACUCAGAGUGUUUUGAAAUUGUUAACCAAUCUAAGUUAAAAAAAUUAAAAGAAGCGAAUAAAUCACUUGAAGUAGAAAGGGCAAAAAACGUUAACAUUGAUAGACUGAAGAACUAUAAUACACAUUUAGAACAACAUGAACAAGUGUUAAAAGUAAUAACAAAAGUAAAAAAUGAAUCACAAGAUAAUAUAGAAAAAGAAUGCGAUAAAAGUGAUGAUACGAUCAAUAGAAAGAUUGUAAUUAAAAGCGCUCUUGUGGAUAAAUCACAAAUACACGGCAUUACAGAACAGGAACCUGUGGCUAGUGAGGUAAACUUUGUAAAUCCGAAGAAAAUACGUGAUAUUUUGAAACAAAACAUGAUGCUGGAUCUUUUUACAGAAUAA